GGUCAUGAGGCAGUGGUGAAGCUGCUGCUCGAUAAGAAUGCCGACAUUGAGUCUAAGGGUAGUAUCUCUGGUCGGACCCCGCUGUCAAGGGCAGCCAAGAAGGGUCAUGAGGCAGUGGUGAAGCAGCUGCUUGAAAAGAAUGCCAACAUUGAGUCUAAGGAUAGUGUCUAUAGCCAGACCCCACUGUCAAGGGCAGCUGAGAAGGGUCAUGAGGCAGUGGUGAAGCUGCUGCUUGAAAAGAAUGCCGACAUUGAGUCUAAGGAUAAUAGAUCUAGCCUAACCCCGCUGUCAUUGGCAGCCAUGAGGGGUCAUGAGGCAGUGGUGAAGGUGCUGCUUGAAAAGAAUGCCGACAUUGAGUCUAAGGAUGACAGAUCUGACCUAACCCCGCUGUCAUUGACAGCCAUGAGGGGUCAUGAGGCAGUGGUGAAGGUGCUGCUUGAAAAGAAUGCCGACAUUGAGUCUAAGGAUAGUGUCUUUGGCCGGACUCCGCUGUCAUGGGCAGCCAUAGAGGGUCAUAAGGCAGUGGUGAAGAUGCUCCUUGAAAAGAAUGCCAACAUUGAGUCUAAGGAUAGUGUCUAUAGCCAGACCCCACUGUCAAGGGCAGCUGAGAAGGGUCAUGAGGCAGUGGUGAAGCUGCUGCUCAAGAAGAAUGCUGAUGUCGAGUCUAAGGAUAAUGAAUUUGGCCGGACCCCGCUGUCAUGGGCAGUCAUAGGGGGCCAUGAAGCAGUGGUGAAGCUGAUUCGAGACGCAAAAUCUUCUCGGCUUUCUGUCUGA
Talaromyces proteolyticus is the source of this 774-nucleotide messenger RNA. Its product is annotated as ankyrin repeat-containing domain protein. Bases 301 to 774 code for a protein of 157 amino acids. Lineage: Eukaryota; Fungi; Ascomycota; Eurotiomycetes; Eurotiales; Trichocomaceae. Gene Ontology annotation, biological process: regulation of transcription by RNA polymerase II. The transcript is spliced from 2 exons. The record is from RefSeq and is a predicted model, not a curated record. Gene Ontology annotation, cellular component: nucleus. Gene Ontology annotation, molecular function: RNA polymerase II-specific DNA-binding transcription factor binding.